AGGGGAGGACAGGGUGCCCUCCUCUUCCUUCCGCAGCCCGGGAGCGAAGCGAAGCAAUUCAGAUCCCGGAGCGCGGUCAGCAGACCGGUCGCGUCUAUGAUCGCUCCGCAGGCCGCUUGGUCGGCUGGUGCUGUCUCAUCAGGGAGAGCUGAACUCCAUGGCAGGGAACUUUUGGCAGAGCUCCCAUUAUUUGCAAUGGAUUUUGGAUAAACAAGAUCUAUUGAAGGAGCGCCAAAAGGACUUAAAAUUUCUCUCAGAAGAAGAGUAUUGGAAGUUACAAAUAUUUUUUACAAAUGUUAUCCAAGCAUUAGGUGAACAUCUUAAAUUAAGACAACAAGUUAUUGCUACUGCUACUGUUUAUUUCAAGAGAUUCUAUGCCAGGUAUUCUCUGAAAAGUAUAGAUCCUGUAUUAAUGGCUCCUACGUGUGUGUUUUUGGCAUCUAAAGUAGAGGAAUUUGGAGUGGUUUCGAAUACGAGGUUGAUUGCUGCUGCUACUUCUGUAUUGAAAACUAGAUUUUCAUAUGCCUUCCCAAAGGAAUUCCCUUAUAAGAUGAAUCAUAUAUUAGAAUGUGAAUUCUAUCUACUAGAACUAAUGGAUUGUUGCUUGAUAGUCUAUCAUCCUUAUAGACCUUUGCUCCAGUAUGUGCAGGACAUGGGCCAAGAAGACAUGUUGCUUCCCCUUGCAUGGAGAAUAGUGAAUGAUACCUACAGAACAGAUCUUUGCCUACUGUAUCCUCCUUUCAUGAUAGCUCUAGCUUGCCUACAUGUGGCCUGUGUUGUACAGCAGAAAGAUGCCAGACAGUGGUUUGCUGAACUUUCUGUGGACAUGGAGAAGAUUCUGGAAAUAAUCAGGGUUAUUUUAAAACUAUAUGAGCAGUGGAAGAAUUUUGAUGAGAAAAAAGAAAUGGCUACUAUUCUUAGUAAGAUGCCAAAACCAAAACCACCUCCAAACAGUGAAGGAGAGCAGGGUCCAAAUGGAACUCAGAACUCUAGCUACAGCCAAUCUUAAAACAUUCCGAAGAAAGUCUAGUGGAGCACUUGGAAAUAAACCAUUGGACAAUUUCAGUAAUGUCUUCAGUGGGACACAAAUGAAAAUGAAUAGCUUGCUUCUGUCAAGCAUGUUGGGAAGUGAUUUUAUUUUUGGAAAAUAAGUUGUUCUUUACUCAAUUUGCUUCUAGUACAUCAUUGAUUAAAAUCUCUUGAUUAUAACAGUAUAGAAGGGCUGUAAGGGGACCUACAGACAAACAGACAGACAUAGACAUUACAAAGUUAAUAGCUUUUAAUGAGUAUCUUAUUUCUUGAUUUUGGAUAAUAGAACUUUUUAGCUUUUUAUUAAGGCAGAAAUCAUGAAGCCUAAUUUGUUUGAAAUCCAUUUUGGUCAGUAAGACAAAAAAGGACAUAAAAAAAUCCCAUGAGGGUUUCUGUCCUUACCCUCCUUCUCCCCCCCCCCCCCCCUUUACUUUAAAAUUGUACUUAAGGAUUCAACUCUUUAAAAAUCCUGGAAGAUUUUUGAUAACGAUGAUGAUAAUUUCAGGGAAAUUAUUCAAGUACUUUUUGAUUUUAAAAUGUUUUAUAUUCAGUACUUUUAAUAUUUUGCCACAGAAGAUACUAACCCAGACUUGUAGAAAAGUGCAAUAUGUAUAGCAUACUCUGACAUUUUAAAAGUUAAUUCCGUAACCAUUUUGAAAUGCUGACUGAGCAAAAAAAGUUUUUUAAAUCCCGAAUAAGGUUAUUUGGAUUAAUCGAUUAAUCACAAUUAACAGGCACUUUGAAAGCCUGUAAUAAUUAAUAUAGGUUGAAAUACAAAUGUUCAUUUUUAAUCUACUAUAAAAAGGGUCUUUUUCUGAGAUAUAUACACCCUAGUUUAAUUUUUAUGUCUUCAUAUGGAGUUAGAUAUUUUUCAGCUAUCUUGAACCAGAAAAACAAUCAGGUUUUAGGCCGGUUAGAUACUGGCUGUUCUUAAUUCUCAUAUGAGUGUAGGACUAAAGACCAAAUGUGACAUCAGUAGGACUGCGCUGUCUGUGGAGCUUAGUAAAUCAUUUUCUUCACACUUGAAGGAGGGUGAUAAAUAAAACUUGGGAUCAUAGGAAAUUUAUGUACAAUUAAGGUUUUUUUUAUAAAUCAGUUGUGAAAAAUGGAUUCUUAAAUUAAGUGUUAAUUUCCUAGUAUAAAACGUCAAGAAUAAAAGUGAGAUCUCCACUC
This is a messenger RNA of Perognathus longimembris pacificus (Pacific pocket mouse), 2202 nucleotides long. RefSeq names its product cyclin C (gene Ccnc). The transcript is spliced from 12 exons. Lineage: Eukaryota; Metazoa; Chordata; Mammalia; Rodentia; Heteromyidae. Gene Ontology annotation, cellular component: nucleus; mediator complex. The coding region runs from base 158 to 1009 and encodes 283 amino acids. The record is from RefSeq and is a predicted model, not a curated record. Gene Ontology annotation, molecular function: cyclin-dependent protein serine/threonine kinase regulator activity. Gene Ontology annotation, biological process: positive regulation of transcription by RNA polymerase II.